CGAGAAGUAGAAAGGAAAUUAAGAGAGGAGACUCAAGCUUUUGAAAAAGACCGGGCUGGGUGGCAAUUGCGUGAAUCCGAAUUGACUGGUCAAGUAAAAGCUCUCCAAGAAACAAUUAAUGUUCUCGCUCAACAAAAUGAAGCACAAAAGAAAAAUGGGCAGUCAAGUUCUAACGAUGGUAUAAUCCCAAUUCAUCUCUUUUAUCUUUAUGAAUUUUCAAUAAUGAUUGAUGGCCCUCCGUUAACUCCUACUGCAGGCUCUACGCCUUCACAUUAUACUGUUUUGCGUGAGGCUAAGACAGCUCAACGAACCAUUAAAGAACUUGAAAGACGUGUUAAUGAGUUGACAACUGAAAUUGAAAAUGUUAAACGAGCACAUACCGAUUCAAUGAAUACAAACAAGAACCAUGUUGCUAGGAUUCAUCAUUUAGAAAAUGAGCUUGGUCAAGUUAAACAUAUGAAUCAAACUUUAAUGGAAGAAAAUGAAGGGUAUCAAUUAUUGUUACAUGAAAAAACCAUGAAAGGUGAAUUUAUGUUAAAUCCUAUCAUGCAGACAAAUCACACAAACAUUGAUGAUGGUGCAUCAAUUCAAAAUGCUGUAGCCGGUUUAAAUUCAAUUGCCUUAGAUUUACAAGCUGAAAUGAAACGUGCAUCCGAUCUUGAUAACUUUCUUCAAGGCGAGCGUGUACAUAAAGAGAGUGACCACACUAUUAUUGAGAAAUUGCAGGAUGAAAUCAAAGCACUUAAAGAUUCUAACAAAGCAAUGUCCCUUUAUAUUGAAAGAAUUCUCAAUCGUAUCAUGGAAGCUAAAGGCUUUGAAGAAAUUUUAUCUAGUGACUGGUCAGCAAAAAAGACAGUCUCUUCACCUACUUCACCAACUACAGGUUCAUUUAAUUUGAGUCAGGAGCCCGCAAAAAAGAAAAUGGAAAGGCGAAAAACCUUUUCUAGUUUUCACAUACGAAGUGCUUCCCAGCCUCAAAAUAAUCUCAAAUCUGUAAUACAAGAAAAUAUAGCAGAAGAGCCUGAACAAACACGAUCUAAGGAAAAUGAAACAGUUCAACUUGUUGAUUUGUCUAAACGAUCACGAAGAAAUUCGACAUCAACAGGUUUUAGAAAUGGAGGAAAACGAUUUAGUAAUUUCUUCAGUUUCGGUAUGGGUACAAAGGAAAGUGAAAAGAAGGAUGAUCCUCAUUUAAAACAACUGAUCAUUGUACAGGAAAAUCAAAAAGAAUGA
This is a messenger RNA of Dentiscutata heterogama, 1233 nucleotides long. NCBI's taxonomy places the organism in Eukaryota, Fungi, Glomeromycota, Glomeromycetes, Diversisporales, Gigasporaceae. The record is from the annotation of a GenBank genome assembly.